Molecule: messenger RNA, 1233 nt
Organism: Mytilus trossulus (common blue mussel)
Lineage: Eukaryota; Metazoa; Mollusca; Bivalvia; Mytilida; Mytilidae
Exons: 4
Coding region: 66-1121 (351 amino acids)
Source: RefSeq, a predicted model, not a curated record
AGAGAUACAGCAGCAGCAGGCAUAUAUUUUUCUAGGACUCAGUACUAUACAACCACUUUCAUGCAAUGGCUUUACAGCACCAAGGGAAGAAAUUCAAAGUACAUACAAAAUUUGAAGACAUAAUGUCUCUAAAUUAUGAUCCAAAUCAAUUUGUUCAGAAGAAGGAAAUUGACAAUGAAAUAGUCUAUAGUUUCAAGUUCAGAGGGGAAGAUGUUGACCUUACUCUGUCUCCUGACGCCCCAUAUGGCAGUUUGCAAGUUGAUGGGAAGGGAGGAGACACAUGGUGGAAUGAAGCUCAUAGUAUUUUAGAUAAACAAUGUGAGAGACUUCAAUCUAGAAAAUUGAAAUUACCGGGUGCUGAGACAGGUGAAAAAAAGAAACCACUGGUAUCAAAAGAAGAAUUUCAUGACUGCUUUGCACAUCCUCACGCUUAUGGCACAAAUCCUUCAAGUUGGCGUAAUGAAACCACUCUACUGUAUAAAUACAGCUCAAAUGCAACCACUAAGUAUUGGGACAUUCCUGAGCACACUUGGAAAAAAAUAUUCAAUUUAGGAGAUAAACAUGCUGAACUUAUAAUGAAGGAAGAUCUGUUGAAUAUUCAAGACUACCUAACAAUUCAGCCAGAUGACUAUGAAGGAGGUUAUAAAGUUAUACUCAGCGUAGAAGUCAUUCUAAGCUACUCACCAUGUGACAAAUGUGCACAGGCAUUAUGUCAGUUAAAGGAAAAAAUGGAUGAAAAAGUAAAGCAACGUAAUGAAAAAGGAGAGCAAAGUAAGACAAGAAAUAAAGGCACUAACACAGAGAUUGAAGAAGUAGAAAAAAAUAAAUUCAAAAUCACCUUUUCAAACUUCUAUAAACAUUUAGAACUCUAUCAAAAUGAACACAUGAAAGGUUUAAAAGAUCUCUUGAAAAGUGAUAUAAAGCUUGAUGUCUUUACCCGUGACAACUGGGACUAUUUCUUCACUGCUGCUGGGUUAGUUACUGAGAGACCAAGGAGAAGAAGAAGAGAAAAGGAUGACAAGAAAAUUUUACAAUAUCUUGAAGAUUUGGUGGCUUUUGAUAGGAUGCAAGAAGCUCUUGACACAACCAAACUAGACAUGAAAAAUCAAAAACUGCUUUAAUGAGUUCUAAUGACACUGAAUUGAAUUAUUAUUGAAAGUAAUAAGUGUGUAUUAAUUUACUUGAUCACUUUAAUGGCAAUUAACUGUUAAAGUAUACAUAUAUUGAUUUAAA